AUGUCAACUGUUUCCACCACUUUAAAUAAACCACCAACCACUGGAAAACCAAUUACAAUUAAAAAGUCAUUUGGAUCCUCAGAGAAAUGCACUGUUUGUUCAAAGACUGUUUAUAGUACUGAAAGAUUGGCUGCCGAUGAGCGUAUCUUUCACAAAGCCUGUUUCAGAUGUGCAGUUUGUAACAAUGUCUUAAAGCUUGGAAGUUUUGCUUCCAUGCAAUCAAAAUCAUACUGUAAACCAUGUUUCAAGAAAUUGUUCUUUACUAAAGGUAAUUAUUCUGAGGGAUUCGGUCAACUCAAACCACAACAUCAACAUGAUUUAAAGAAGGGUACACCAACUGUUACAGUUGUAACACCACCUCCACCACCUGUAAACUCAUCGGCUGCUCAACAACCAGAGCCAGUCACUCCAGCUCCAACUCCAGCACCAAAGCCAGUUGUUGCAUCAACACCAGCUCCAGCACCAGUUACAGCUACACCCACACCAAAACCAGUUGUUGCAGCUACACCAGCACCAAAACCAGUCGUUGCAUCAACACCAACACCAAAACCGGUCGUUGCAUCAACACCAGCACCAAAGCCAGUCGUUGCAUCGACACCAGCACCAAAGCCAGUUGCAACCACUACAUCGGCACCAAAAUCAUUUGCCAAGCCAACUGUCUCAUCUUCACCAGUAUCACCGGAUAAGCCAUCUACAACAACAACAACUACUUCUACCCUCAACAAACCAGCUACUCAACCACCAAAAUAUGUAUAUGGUAACUUCCAAGGUCUCAAAGAUUUCACAAAGCCAGCAAAUCCAGAAGGCAAACGAAACUUUACAAUCAAUAGAUCCGGAUCUAAAUCACAAGAGAAAUUAGUUCCAACACCAGCACCAGCUUCAACACCAGCACCAGUUUCAAAACCAGUUGUUACACCAGCACCAAAACCAACACCAGUUGUUACACCAGCCCCAGUUGUUGAGGAACCAACUCCAGCACCAGUUGUUGAGGAGCCAACACCAGCACCAGUUGUUGUUGAAGAACCAACCCCAGAACCAACUCCAGUUGUUGAAGAGCCAACUCCAGCAGUUGAGGAAUCAAUUCCAGAGCCACCAUUAGAAGAACCAACUACAGUUGUUGAAGAGCCAACUCCAGUAGUUGAGGAACCAACUCCAGUCUCUGAAGAGCACGUUGAUAUUCCAAUCACCAUGGAAGACGAAGAAACAAACAUUGAAGAAACAGUUUCACUAUCAAACAAUGAGUCAGCUGAGGUUGUUGCUGCUUAA
Molecule: messenger RNA, 1266 nt
Organism: Heterostelium album PN500
Lineage: Eukaryota; Evosea; Eumycetozoa; Acytosteliales; Acytosteliaceae
Exons: 2
Coding region: 1-1266 (421 amino acids)
Biological process (GO): actin filament bundle assembly
Cellular component (GO): plasma membrane; actin cytoskeleton
Molecular function (GO): actin filament binding
Source: RefSeq, a predicted model, not a curated record